This is a messenger RNA of Rotaria sp. Silwood2, 990 nucleotides long. The record is from the annotation of a GenBank genome assembly. NCBI's taxonomy places the organism in Eukaryota, Metazoa, Rotifera, Eurotatoria, Philodinida, Philodinidae.
AUGGAGUUGUCUCUUUGUUCAUACGGUGCACAAAAUGAAAGUGAUUGUUCAUCAUUACGAAACCGACCUAUCCAAAUAGAUGCUGAAGAUUUCGUAUGUGAGUCUAGAACCAUCCGUCAAAACUAUGAAGUAUGGCACUCAAGUGAUCAAGAUAUUGUUCAUUAUUUGAUCAACAAACAAAAGUUUAAUGGUCGAUGGAAUUUAGACGAUGAUAUUAUCAAGAACUUAACAGGAAAAUCUCUUUCAAUUUUCCAAUCAACAAAUCCAAAUAUUGGCCAUCAAAUAUUAAUUUCAAUCAUUAUUAUCAUUGUACUUGAGACCCGAUUUUCUAGCUUUUCCUCAUUAUGGCAUGGUGUUGUUGAAAAAGCCCGUAAACAACUCAUUGAUUUGAUUAAACAAGAUUCAAAAAAUUUUGAUACACUAUUUGGCGAUAUUCUUCAUCAACCAAGUGAUAUUGUCAAUCAAAUUUAUUCACAAAAUCUUAAAUCUUUUAUUCAAAUAUGUAUCUAUGCUAGUAAUGAUAGAAGUUCACUUAUCGAAGNUCUCAAAAAUUUACCUGUUGAUUGUUAUUUUAAUAUUAUUCGUUUUGGAACACAAUACAAAAGUCUUUUUACAGAAAUAACCACUAUUUAUAAUGAAGAAAAUUCACAAAAAGCUGAACAACUCGUUACUAAAAUGAAAGCAGAUUUAGGUGGUACUGAACUAAUGGGUCCUCUUCAAUGGAUUGAACAACAUGCAACAAAUCAAGGUCAUGCUCGUCAAAUAUUUCUUCUGACUGAUGGUGAAAUGUCAAAUGUUACGACACUCCUUAAUUUGUUUAAAGGUCUUGCUCGAUCAACCAAUGGUCGAUUUGUUUUCGUUCCACCAAAUUCAAGUGUCGAUGUAUAUGUAGGAGAACAAUUACAGAGAGCUCUUCAACCAUGGAUUACUAACAUUCAUGUCAAUUGGAACCUUGACGUUAAUGUUCAAAUUCAAACUGCUCCAAAAUAA